Dothidotthia symphoricarpi CBS 119687 is the source of this 666-nucleotide messenger RNA. Its product is annotated as Nnf1-domain-containing protein. Gene Ontology annotation, biological process: chromosome segregation. Bases 1 to 666 code for a protein of 221 amino acids. NCBI's taxonomy places the organism in Eukaryota, Fungi, Ascomycota, Dothideomycetes, Pleosporales, Dothidotthiaceae. Gene Ontology annotation, cellular component: MIS12/MIND type complex. The transcript has 2 exons. The record is from RefSeq and is a predicted model, not a curated record.
AUGUCCGCCCCCCCGAACCCCGCCUCGCGCUCCCCCUCCCCCACACCCGCGCCGCCCAUCGCCGACGCACCGGGCCCGCGCGCCCAAGGCCUCAUCAACGUCUUCAACCAAGCCUCCAAAGCGACGCUGGACAAAUGCUCGUCCAAGAACUUCGCCUCGUGUUUCCCCACCGCCGCGCAAUACAGCCCCGAGGUGCUGGACAAUCUGCGCGGGCAGAUCGUGGACCAGUUGGAUCGGACGUGGAAGGGGAAUUUCGACGACAUCAUGGCGCGCAGGGAUGUGGUCAAGCUGCUGAAUUCGCUCGAUCAGAGUAUCGAGGAUGCGAAGCUGAGGAAGAAGCGCGCGGAGGUGAGCGCGAAUGGCGGGCCGGUCGAGGCGCCUGUGCCUCCCCAUACCCUGGCACCGGCUGACAUCCACCUCGCGCAUCUGAUGCCCUUCCUGGAGAAACAGGCCGCGGACAUGAACACCAAGCUCGCCGACACGCAGCGCGCAAACACGGAGCUGCUCUCCGCCGUCACUGCGCAGCGCGCUGAGAUCGAGGCCCUGGUGCGUGGGCUGGAGAAUGUUAUUCAGGAUCUGGAUGUGAGUGCGCAGAUGAUGGGGCGGGAUGAGGUGCAGGAUUUGAGCAGGGAGAUUCGCGAUGUGGAGAUAAGGAUGAGGACUUGA